GUGCAGCCAUUCGUUUCCCAGCACAACAGAACUCGGCUGAAAUGAUUUGCUAGCGUCGUUUCCCUUCCCCCUCCGACUGACAGAGCGCCCCUCGGACCUAAGGGCCUAGACCAAAGGGCCCCAAGGAUUCCCUUCGAUCCAAAACCAACACACAUCCAGGGUUUCCACAGCGUCGCGUUAUUCUCUACAGUCCCGUCAACGACAAAAAAAAAAAGGUCGACCAGAUCGUGCGAUCAUUAGCGACAGCGCCCCGUCUGCAAGACUCCCCUGCCUCUUCCCGUUUACACACAUGCGAUGAACGCCUCAUCGUUUCGACUUGUGUUGGCGGCGUGCCUUAAGUGGGCAUCGAUCGGGGUGACAGCAGCAGUAGAACCUCCAUCGGAUACAUUGAUGUCGAAAAUACGAAUUGAUGCUGCCGCCGAGCGGGUAUUUCCGAGCGCCCAGGUUGGCGCACCUUGCUCAAUUGUCACUGUUGAAGGCCUCGGACCUCUAGAUGGCGAUUAUGCCUUCCUCGAGGACCAAGCUGACACGAUCCAACGUAGACCAGCCUGGAUUAGCUCGUCGGAAAAAACUGGUGGGCAUAUGGCGCUGGAAUACAACGAUAUCCAAGGGGUGUGGACGAUAGGCGGGGCUCACGACCGGAGUUCCGCGUUCGUGCAGGUCGACUCAGCCCUUCCUCCUGCGCACAGCUCGAUGUGGAACGUUUACAACGGCGAUUCGUCUGAUUUUGAGAGGGUCAGCAACGCUGUCACCAUCUCAUGUCCAGGCAAGACCUUCGCCGGCGACUUGUAUUUUCAUCCUGUUGCCAGGGUGAACCGAUCGGGGUCGGUUUCUGUAUCGACACUCCCGGCCACUCUCGCUGAGUGUAACGGACCGUACCGCCUUCAGGCCGCGAACAUCCAAGUAGAGGUCUUCGCGUGGUCACACGUCAACGAUGAGCGCUGCACGAUGUUGCACGACACGUCUGGGAACUGCGUUGUCACGAUGGAAAGCCUAGCCACCAUUGCCCGAACUUCCUCGGCGGCCGCUGCAGCCCGUGGCGCCCUCGUUAGCGAGGAAAGGUGGGCCCACAUACUUCGAGACGCAGACAUGUUUUCAUCCCUCGGAGGGGAUGCCAAGGUGAUAUGCACAUCGGCAGGGCACACCACGCGCUUGGUUUUGGACCUGGUGGAGCCUGAACACACAGCAGUUGUCCCACUACCGAAAACUGCCGGCGAAGGAGGUGUUGAUGGUUCGGUCGCGACGGCCACGUCAAGCUUCAAGCUUACAUCCGAACAGAACGGUUCAAUCGUCAGUUCUUACCACAGCUCAUUCCACGUUCGAUUCUCACAAGCAGCAGGCCUGCGACGGAUUGGCACGGUUGAUGGCGGCACGGCCGGGUCUGAGCUUUUGGAAACAGUACCACGACGGGUCAAGAUAUCGGUCAACGGCGUCGAGGCAACGACAGUGCUGGGCAUCGUAAGCAUCGACGGCAUUAGGGAAGGGACAAACGUGUUCGAGUUUUGCCUCCUCGAGAAACAGAUAGAAGAUCCGGAGCAGGGGACCCGGCCUGCAGAUGGGGAGGUUUGCAUCGCCCAGACCUCGCUCAUUAUCGAAGUCUUCUCCGCGGAGACACACGUAGUCCGGCGCAGACCUUCACAGGAUGGUGCGCUUUCCUCCAGAGCCCCUGCUGGCGGAACGCAGGGCGGGGAAGGUGGCAUCGAGCCCCGUCGUAUCGUGUUUGUUGUUGAUCUUCGGGUCAUGGAUGGCUACAACCUCAGCACGCUCCACCUGUCAAAGAACAUGCCCAGUGGUUUCCGAGCAUCUAUGCUGGACCUAUCUUGUGCAUCCGGGGACCUACCUGUGAAGGAUUCGUUCGAGAGGCACGCUGUCGAAGUCUUUCGUCUGUGCAUCAAGCCACCAAUCGAGAUGUGGGACUCGGCUCAGCGGCAGGGCAGCACUGUGGUUCGGCUGUUGCAUUCCGCCCUCGUGGGCGCGGCAACGUGGGAAAAUGUCACGUCGAGACACCCCGACGUCGCGCAAGCACUCCUCGAUCUCCACCGCCACCUAUCCGCCUUCGACGUGCUCGUGAUGUCAAACGGGGGCGGAGACAACGACGCGUUUCUCCUGCAGGCAGCGCGGUUGGCGGGAGUGAGCACUCGCGUGGUGCUCCUCGGUGCUGGUGCUAUCAGCAGUCACGCGUCUCCGCUGUUUGGUGGGGCCACCAAGCUCAUCGGGCCGUCUCACUACGUUGCGCACAACCCUACCGUUAGCCGAAAUGAGCAAGGCUUGUCGGUCAAGGUUUGCCAACCGGUGAUGGACGCCGUGGGAGUUCUAAACGCCUCUCGUUCGUGCCACUUGACCAACGUGGAAGCCCGCGACGACUCUGAGAAGGUCUCGGUUGGUCAUCCCCAAUACCCGGAAAAGAGCUUUGGAGAGGAUGAAGGCGGCCGAGCUGGCGUCAAUGGCGGAGGAAGGGUUUCACCCCCGCCCUCGAGGUUUGUCAUGGUCGGCCGAGUUGUGCCCGAGAAGACACCGGGUAUGUUUGUGCGUGCCGUGGCGGUACUGCAGAGGAGACUACUGGCGGAGGGCGGCGGAAGGCGAACAGAAGCUGUCGUCGUAGGGAACGGCACUCUGCUCGAGCCGAUGCAGGGCCUGGCCCGGGACCUCAAUGUAGCCGUAAGGUUUACGGGGUUCCUCUCAACAGAGGAAGUGCCCUGUGAGGUUCAAAAGGCAACCGCUCUCGUUCUACCCUUGACUGGGCCUACAGCGUUCGAGAUGGUUGGACCUGAGGCCAUGCUCCUGGGCGUGCCGCUGGUGACGUUCGGGUUUGGGGGAAGCGGCGAGCUGGUUCGUCACAUGGAGAACGGCAUCUUGGUGGCCGAGCCCACUCCAAAGGCAUUGGCGGACGCCCUCGAGCUCUUGGCUGGAGACGUGGUGUUAAGAGAUCGCUUAGGAGCCCAAGCUCGACUGGACGCCCUUCAGGCGCUCUCUUUACCAGAAAUGGUUGCUUGUUUUGUGGAUGAAUUCGGCAGCUUCGCGAACAACAGAAUCAGAACUAGCUCGACAUAG
Messenger RNA from Ectocarpus sp. CCAP 1310/34, 3051 nucleotides. The record is from the annotation of a GenBank genome assembly. Lineage: Eukaryota; Phaeophyceae; Ectocarpales; Ectocarpaceae.